Messenger RNA from Blepharisma stoltei, 7500 nucleotides. NCBI's taxonomy places the organism in Eukaryota, Ciliophora, Heterotrichea, Heterotrichida, Blepharismidae. The record is from the annotation of a GenBank genome assembly.
AUGAUAAAUUCUUUUCCUAUUUUUAGAGUUAGCGAGGUUGAAGUUAAGCCUAAUUCAGAUUCAGACCCUAUAUCAGAGCUCAGUUUUACUUUGGCAGACUCUAAAACCUCUCAAUUGAUCUUUCAAUCUCCCUCUAUUGAGCUAUCUCAAAUUUCCAAUCUUGCUCCUAUUCAAUUGCUAUCAGAUACUGAAGCCAUCAUAACCCUUAGCAUUUAUAUAAAAAGUGUUGAAAGCCAAAAUUUACUUGGAUCCGCCUCAAUAAAUCUCGCCCAAGAUUUCCCGUUAAAAAAGUGACUAAAUAUUCAAAGUGAAGGCAAAGAAAUUUUAAGUAUAGAAAUAGAAGUCAAUAAAGUAGAAAACUUGGAAAAUUCAUUCGAGAUAAUUGAAGAAAGUCUUGAGAAAAGUGAUUUUAUAGAAAAGCUAGAAAUAAAUAAAAGUCUACAAAUGAUAAAUAUAGAAGAAAAUAAAAAUGACCAGGAAAUUGAUAAUAACGAAAUCGAAGAGGUAAAGAAAAAUAUUGCAUCUCACCAUAGUAAAGAAUUUUUUGAUAAAGAUGAAAGGGAAAGUUUAAAGCUGAAAGAUUCUGAAAGGUUAAAGGAAUUGUAUGAAGAAACCAAAAAUGCAAAAAACAGGGAUUUGCCUGAAGAGAAUGAUUUAGAAGAUAUAUUGAAGCAAGGUUUAAGCAAAUAUAAUAUUGAAAGCCCUAAGGAAUUAGAAGAAUUGAUAAAUAUAACUAAAGAAAGUAUUGCAUUAAAUCUCAGAAAAAAAAAAACAGAAAAAGCAAAAAAAGAAGAAAACAAACUUGCUGAUUUAGAAAAAUUACUUUCUAUUGAUAAGCAAAUUACUUUAAAAUCUAUGAUCAUUUUAGACUUCAAAGAGAUUGGAAAUGAUAAAAAGAUUGGUUUUAUUGAAGCAAUGAUAAAUGAUAUUUCAGAAAUUCCCUAUUGUACUGAAAGGUUUCUUACAAGCAUUUUGUGCUUUGCAUAUUAUAAAAGCUACAAUUUUGAGAUAGCACCAGAAUUUCAAGAAAAAAUUGAGAAUUUAGACAUUGAAAAAGAGUACAGCAAUUUUCUUCAAGUUUUAAGUGCUUUACCUAAAGGAUUUUUGUCAAGAAAGCUUAUUUCAAGUUUCAAAGAAAAUUUUAUUAAUAAAAAUUGGAAAAAUUUAAUAAAAGAUACAGAAAAAAUUCUCAAGGAGUAUCGGCCUGUCAAUAUAAAGGAACUUAAACGAUUGAUUAAUAAAUCAGUCCAACGCUCUGAAGAUUUGCAAAACAAGGACAUUAUUUUGUUAAUUGGAAUUACAGGCUCAGGAAAAUCGACAACAACCCAUUUUUUAUGCGACUCAAAGAUGGAGAGAGUCAUGGAAGAUGGUGUGAGACAUAUUAAAGCAAUUGCUGUAAAAAAUCCUAUAUUAAAAAACAUCAAUAUUUCUUCUCAUGCAGAAUCAGAAACUCGAUAUAUCAUUAUGGUGCCAAUAAAUUUUAAAAAUUUUGAAGAGAUUUUUAUUUGUGAUCCUCCAGGGCUAUUAGAUACAAAAGGAGCUGAAGUUGACAUGGCAAAUACAAUAAGUAUUAUUGAAUGCGUUAAAAAAUGCAGAAGCGUAAGGCCAUUGAUUUUAUUAACUCUUAAUAUAAUUUUUUAAAAAAUAAUUAAUAGUUUGGUAAAUAAUAAAAUUUGAAUAAUAAAUUUUAUGAUAAAGGGUAAGUUGUAAAACAGAAGGUGAUAGGUUUGAAGGUGUUAAAAAAAUUGCUCACACCUUGGCCAGACUUGUCCCAAAUUUUAAUAAGUAUUCCCGUUCAUUUACGUAUGCAUUUACAAAAUAUACAGCCCAAGAGGCUUCCAAUAUAAAUGCACUGGUAACGAAUGCUUUAGGGUUGUUAGAAAACCCUGAUGAAGCGUUUUUGCACAUUUUGCAGGACAUAAAAUAUAAGACUAAAAAUGGGGCGAUAACUAUUGAUCCUUUAACUUCCCCCAAUCCUUGAUCGAACUGAUAACUAUAAUUUGAUUAAUGAUGAGAUUAAAAUAUAUCUGCAAAACAAUUAUAAAUUAAUUCAUAAUAAAGGUCUUGUAGAUUUAAAAUUGGUGGCAGAUACUUAUAUUAACUAUAGAUCAAAUUUUGUUAAAAUUAAAAAAAAUGGCUUUAGAUUUAUAUUCAAUAAUUAAAUUCAUAGAAUUUAAAUAUACUAAUUGCCCGAGGAUGGCGCUAUCUUGCGCCAUCCUCGGGCAUUUCAAAAAUGGCCCCACACCGGGAAUUGAACCCACGUGUGGGGCCAUUUUUGGUGUGUGUAGAACAUCGACUUCCACGCACCAAAAAUGGCCCCACACGUGGGUUCAAUUCCCGGUGUGGGGCAAUUCCUAUAUAAACUUUAGGAAAUUCUAGUAUGUCUUUUAGUGAUUCUCACCCAAUAGGCGAUUUCGGAACCCUUAUUUUAUAAUCCGAGCCAAAAGAGUGCUAAGAUUAUAAUUCCAUAAGGGAGAAUUCAUUUAAUUAUAUUUAGGAGUAUCCAAACAAUUACCCUAUGCUAUGGCUAUUUUAUUUUUUACCCAUAAAAGCUAUUGAAAUAUAAGAAUUUUAAUGCCUUUAAAGGCACACUUCUUAUUUUAUAUUUUAAUCUAGCCGUUUUAUUCAUACAUAAAUAAAAAUAUAUGCUAUUAUUUUUUGCCCAAUUUAAACUUUUUUAGCAAAAUGUAUUAAAUAUAUAUACUCUAAAACCCGAUCCCUGCUAUGGAUUGGGUUAUACCCACUCUUAUGGAUUUGAGCAGGGUCAAUUCCUCAUCACUCAAUCAAUUUUUGUCACUUUCAGAUUUGUCUAAUUGUCCGAAUAGCUAUUUAUAUAAAAAGUCUGCUGACUUGUCAGAUCCUAUUUGACAUAGCAAAAACGAGUGAAAUUGUUUAAAGCUUCCUGAAGAUAAUAUGAAUCAAUUAAAAUUAAGCUCAGUUCCUCAACCAGACUUUUGAUAUUAUUAUUGAAAAUUCACUAUUAGUUUCAAUGAUUUUAAUUUCAGCACAAUUUAUUGAAUAAAUACUUUUUUAACUAGAUUUAAUAGUCUCUUUAUUCUGAGUCUUAAACAAAAACUUCUUAAAAUCGCAGCAGCAGUCAUAAAUACUAUUAACUUGAUAUUUAACAUUAAAAUAUUUUAUUCUCUAAUUACAAUAUUUUUCAAUAUGAUAUUUCUAAUACUCAUCACUAUCAAAGGCAGGUUGUUAGACUUGGGGAAUGGAUUCGUUCGAUCAAGAACAUUCAAUAUGUUGCUGGCCAAAGAUGAGAAGUAAGAGAUGACCCUCAAGAACUACUAACGAAGAUAAUGGAAAGAGCACCUAUUUUAGACCCAAAAACUGCCUUUGUGAGCUUUAUAACUGAAGAUUCUAGAAAAUCUAUAAAAGAGCAAGUACUGCUUCAUUCAAAAGACAUUUUAAUAGCCUCAAAUCCUAUGGAUUAUAAAAUUAUAAAAUAUAAAUUGGACGAGUUGAAAUAUUUAGGAAGCUUAUUUGAGCAAUUUUUAUCCCAAUAUAAAGAAUCUGCAGAACAUGUGAUAAAGAGCAUUAAUGAUUUAUAUAAUAAUACUGUUAAUCAGUUUAAUAGCUUUAUAGACAAGAAUGGAUUAUGAUCCUGAAAAAAAGCAAAGCGUGCUUUUUCAUGACCUUCUUAUACUAUCAAAAAUGAUGUUGUUUUAGCAUAAAAAAAAUGCAGUGAAAUUCGAAUUUUGAGACCAUAAUUCAAAAAAAGGACAUGGAACAAUUUUUCCCAAAAAAAUUUUAUAAAGAUGAAACCAUGGAAUAAGAGAAAGUUAAAAAUUUAAAAAUCAUGGUCAAAAGAAUUGAAAAAAGCGCAAUAUUUAUAAUAUUAUAUAAAUAGAAACCUUAAUAAAAUAAAAUAAAAAUUAAAUUAAAUCUUUUAAAAAUGAAGGCUAGACCUUCGUUCCAUGCUGAACAACAUUAUAUCUUAUAAACAGGUUUUUUUUUUAAAAUCUCAUGGAAAAAUGCGAUUUAAUCCUAAAAUUCAAAUUCACCAAAAAUUUGUGCUGCAUUUUUUUCAUGAUACCCCAAGUAUGGGAGCUUGGAUGAAAAUACUAUUAAAUCCUAUGAAGUAGUUUAUAAUAUUAUUAAAAAAUUUGAAGAAAUCAGAGAUAGCCAUUUAAGGGGAGAAACAGUCACAUCUGCAGCAAUGUUAACUAAUAUUGUUUCAAAGCUAGAUCUUACAAAUCUGAACUUAAAAUCAGAUAAUAUAGAUCCUGAUAUUUUGAAUGUCCAGUUGAAUAAUGUUAAAAUUUUAAGUGAAACAUUUGAAGACGUUGUGCCGCACUAUAAAAAUCUUUUUAACGAAUAUUCAAAUCUCAUUGAAAGCUUACUAUCAUCUGCCACUUCUAAUUUGGAAGAGAAAAACUUUAAAAAUUUUGCUAUCUCCGCUGUUAAUACUGAACAACUUCAAUUUUUUUUCAACAAAUUUUAAUCAUCAUAAUUUUAAUUUUUUCAUCUUCCAUAUAAAGUUUCACACUUUUAAAUAAAUAAUAACUAAGUCGAUUGAAAAUUAAUCGCUUUUUUAGUUAAAAACCUAUUCAAUAAGAAGAAAUGCUUGUUAUAUUAGAGGAAAAUUAAAGACAUAUUGCAAGAGCAAAAAUAUUUAAGAAUUGCUCGCACCCAUUUCGAUUUGACAGCUUUUGACGAAAGGCAUAAUGAUCUUCUAAAGAAGUUAUCAUUUACCUUAAAAGAAAAUCAUGAUAACUCCAUUGCAAUAUUAAGUAAAGGAAGAUUUGAAAAAAGCGAUAUCGAACCUCUAAACCAAAAUAUUUCAAUAAUAAAGUCAUUUAUCGGAUCUCGCCACUUUAAUGGUCUGAUAGCCAAAGAUGAAUUAGAAAACCAGCUCCAGUCAAUUCUUGAUGUGUAUCAAAAGCACUUUGAAGACGCUAAAAGCAAUGUCAUCUCAUUCAUUAAUGAUAAAACCACAUAUAAUAUAUACUUCUAUCUUUGAGUUGCCUGCUCUUUAUCUAACUAAAAUGGAGGCAAGCAAAGUUUCGAAUUUCUUUGAUAAAAUAAUAUUUAAUUUUUUAUAGUGCAAUAGGCAACUGAAGGCAAAGAUGUUUAGCUGAAAUUGAAACAAAAUUUGAUGAAUUCAGCUAUUUAAUGGAGAUCCCAGAUAUUGCAUCCCUUAUUACUGCUUCUUAUCAAAAUGUAUUAAGCUCACUUAUAAAUAAGAUCAGUUUUUUCAAAAAAGAAGCAAGAGAAUUUGUAAAAUCUUUAACCAGGUCUCCUGAGUCGACAGAUCUAGAAGCAUUGCGCAACUGCUUCUCAUGGCUUGAAUCAGGGAAGUGGAUCGAAAAGUUUCAAAAAGGAACUUAUAGUAAUGAGCUGUCAGGUAUAGAAAAAGAAAUUAAAAAUUACACUAAAAAAUUAUUGGAUCAAUUAAAAGCGAUUGACUUACUCUUCACAUAAAAAUUUAAAAUUUUGAAAGCUAAAAAUUUACUAAUUAUGAUUUUAUUGCCCCAUAUCCCUAUAUAGAUUUCUUUAUCGAACAAAAAAUAUGAUAGAAGGUUUUACAACCAAGACAGACUCUCUCAAGGGCGAUCUGGAUCUUAUAAAGGGAAUCGUUAAAAAGUGGCAUGCCAAAAAUUGGUUGAUAAGGUGAAAAAAGUUGACAAGCGCAUGCGCUAAUUUUUAAAGUGGCUUUAUUAUUGAAUUAAUUUUAAUUUUUAGAUAUCCUAUUAGACUGUAGAUGAUAAAUAUAAAGCAUUAUUAUGAGCCAUUAAGAACUUUAUAGAGAGCAAUGCUUUUAUAGAGUUAUUGAUUAUAUAAAAAAAUUGGCAUUAGUUAUUUAAAAAUAUACUUAUUUUAACCUAAUUUGUUUUAAAGCUAAAUUUUUCAGAAAAGAGUAAGUAAAGUAAUAUAUUGAUCAAUCGCAGUCUAACAGGUAUCUAAUAUCAAAUUAAUUUAAUAAUAAACACUUUAAAAAUUGGCGCGUUUGCUUGUCAACUUUUUUCACAGUUGUCAACCAUGUUUUAAUAUGCCACUUUUUAGCACUUCUUAUCGAAAUCCUUUAAAAGAGUCUCACUUGGUCGUUCAAUCAUCCAGUUCGAUAAAGAAAUCUAUAUAGGGCAUGAGCUGUUUGUGGAAUAUUUUGUAAGGGAGUUAGGAAUUAAUUGUCCUCUCAAUGUGGCUAAAGGAUACUGUAUAGUUCAAAAAUUGGACCCAAUUCUCCAAUUAAAAGAAUUUAUACCUUCAUUAGAAAAUAGUGAGAAUGAUAUUUGGAUUAAAUUCCAAGAAAGAAUUAAAGAUACCUUGAAAAUUAUUAAAAAGGAGUUUUGCCCAGAGCAGAGUGAUAUUGAAAGGGAAAUUAAUGACUUACUCCCCCCUCCCUCCGUGAGUGAGCAAAAAAUAUUUUGUUCAUAAUUAGGGGGGUUAAUUUUUUUUGAAAUUUUAAAAAAAUCCUAAUUUGCAAAAAUUGGAAAGCAAAUAACAAUUUAAUUUAUAAAAUUUAUGUUUUAAAAUGCAAUUUAUUUAAAAUUAAACAGUAUUAGCUCGAGAUUUCAUUAUACUAAUUAUCACUUAUAUAUCAAUGUUUUUUCCAUAAAAAAUCUUUUCUAUUAAAAAAAAUUUUUGUUCACUCACGGAAGGGGAGUUAGAGAGAUUACAAAAGAUUAGACUUGAUUAUUCAAAAUAUAAAGAAGAAAAUAAAAAUAGCGAGUGUCAAGAAUUGCUUAAAAAUAACGGAUUUGAAACAUUUAAAGAAAUAAAUCUUGAAAUAACAAAAAUCCAAAACUUUAUCAAUAUUUUUAACCAAAAAUUAACGAAAAAUACGCCUAACGUUGAUAAAAUAGAAAAUUAUUUUAAUUAUAUUCAAGAGUGUAAAAGCAUACCCCAGCUCUCGGAAUUUGCCAUAAGUUUUUCACAGGGUAUUUUAUCGAAUUUAUCUCAAUUUUACAACAAUAGUCUUAUCUCUUUGGCAGAGUGCUUCGAUUCUAUACUAUAUUUCAGCAUUUAUUAUUUUUAUUUUUAUUAUUUUAAGUUAAUUCUCAAUCAGCAUAAAAAUAAUAUUGCAAGGAAUAUUUCAGAUGAUACUAAUUGUGAUUUUGACUCUGUAAAGCAAUAUUCUCAUCAGUUUUCUUUAAAUUUUAAAGAAAUAUUGUUAUUGAAUAAAAAAUCUCCAUCAUUUUUCAACUUUUUGGAUUUUCAACCUCAGUUUGAGCAUUUUGCCAAUGAGCUCAAUAAUUUACGCAUAACUUUCCAUGAAAAACUAAAAAUUAGCAAUGAAAGAAAUGACUUACUCCCCCUUUAAAUUGGAACAAAAUAUAGGUAAAAUUUCCACUUCUUUGGUAAAUUAACCCACCUUUAAAUUGGAACAAAAUUUAAUUUUAUAAUAAAAAAUUUUAUAUAUAUAAAAACCAUAAUUUUAAUAUAAAAGGUUUUGAUAUAAGUUAAAUGCUUCUUCUUAACUAAAAUUAAAAAUCUAGUUAUAUAUUGCUUUUGUUUAAAGAAGAGAGUAUAAAGGGCAUCUUAGUAUCUUAG